Molecule: messenger RNA, 1646 nt
Organism: Paraglomus occultum
Lineage: Eukaryota; Fungi; Glomeromycota; Glomeromycetes; Paraglomerales; Paraglomeraceae
Source: the annotation of a GenBank genome assembly
GCAUUGCCGUGUCUGGUGGAGUGGAUAGCAUGGCACUAUGCUAUCUACUGAAUAGAUAUACACGAGAGAGGAACGUCGGUUUAACCGCGUUUACAAUAGAUCAUGGAUUGCGUCCGGAGAGCUCUGAAGAAGCACGGUUAGUUGGUGAAGAGUUGAAAAUAAUGGGUGUCUCCCAUGUAAUAUCACGACUCACUUGGCCACUUUCUUCAUCCGCCUUGUCCACUGAUCCUUCGCUUCCCCCAACAUCAUCAACACUCGAGACUCACGCACGCAUAAACCGUUACUCUCUACUUGCCUCUCUUCUCGCCGCCCACCGAAUAUCAAUUCUAUUUCUCGGCCAUCAUUUAAAUGAUCAAAUUGAGACGUCAAUAAUGAGACUCGCUCGAGGAAGUGGAAUAGACGGAUUGGCUGCAAUGAAUAUGAUGGCGAGGAUUCCGGUGGUGAAAAGUAUCGAAGCGAUAGGGAUUCGGGUUUGUAGGCCUUUUAUUGGAGUCGAAAAGGUUCGAUUAAAGCACACCUGCAUAUCCGCCAAGGUAAAGUGGUUUGAAGAUCCGACCAACAGUUCCCACAAACAUAAAAGAAAUGCAGUCAGGUCGGCUCUAAAAUUGUUUAACGAUAGUUGCCAAGAUGGUAAUGAGGAUUACAAACCAUUGUCAACUGAAAAACUAGCAGAAUUUUUAUUUCAUAUGAGAACACACAAAGAUGCCAUUGAUUUACAAGUUGCCAAAAUUCUCUCUUCUGAUUGCACACAUUUUGACUCUCAAACUGGAAUGGUUCUGCUGUGUAUUCCGGAAUCGUCGGCAUCUCUGAAAUCACAUUGGUUCAUGGAAGGUUAUAUUGCCAAGAGAGUGUUAGGAAAUAUUAUAAAAUGGGUGAGAUGUAGUGAUCAUGGUCCACGACUAAAGGAUGUAGAGAAAAUCUAUGGAGAAAUUAAGAGGAGCGUAUUUAAUGGCACGAAUAUAGAAUUUGAAAAGAGGAGGGAAGAAAAAGAUUCCAGGAAAAAUGAUGAUAUAAUUAACAAUUGUAUUAGCGUGCAUUCUACACACGCGCCCUUGCACCUCCCUACGGUCCAUGGAGUAACUACAACUCUUUUCAAAGCUGGGCAAUUUCCGUUGCAUCCGCAUUAUCCGUCUACCACACAAACGCAGACUAUUCUCUUGUCCCGCCAACGGCCCACGACCCGCUCUUUACUAUUUACCCCGGUUGCUCUUCAACCUCUUCACACCAAUCUUUAUGAUGACCGAUUUUUCAUUUCUCUCUUGUCAAGCUACAAAACAGACUUGUUCGUCGGGGCAUUCAGAACCGAGGAUGAGAAACAGAUCAAGCAGUGGGGUGAGCAGGAAUGGAGAAAAGCGAAAAGGAAAACAAGGGGGGUCAUGUGCGUUCCACUAAUAUAUGGCAGAGUUCGGAAAGAAAGAUCAAGAAACGACGCUAAUUGGCUUGACAAUAAGGCCCUUUAUGCACAUCAAGAACACGAGUCGUCUUUCAGCCAUGAUGCAAAUGUUCAUCAAAAAGACUAUUGUUAUUCAUACCAGGUUUUGGCUGUUCCUUCCUUAGGAAUUGGUGUAGAUCAAGAGGUUAAACAGAAAAUUAAAAUUUGGUAUCGGGGAGACAUACUCGUCGAUUUGGAAUGUGGACGAAAAUGA